Molecule: messenger RNA, 1752 nt
Organism: Cuscuta europaea
Lineage: Eukaryota; Viridiplantae; Streptophyta; Magnoliopsida; Solanales; Convolvulaceae
Source: the annotation of a GenBank genome assembly
CUGAGAUAUAUAGGCGUGUUUUAAACGCGUAGACGUUUUGGUGGUAGGCGGAGAAAGAAACUGUAGACGUUUUUUCUCUUUGGGUCUGAACGCUUGUGAAUACAAGUCAAGGGCCAGGGGAGAAGACGGAGACGCAUCAACUAAAAACCCAAACUGCCAUUGCUAGUAAACUUCUCCUUCUCCUUUCUUUCUUUCUAUCCGUUCUUGAUUUGGUCAGAAUUACUACCAAAGUUCUGAGAUUGGAAUUGCUCGCUCUCAUUUCAGAUUAGCCCAUUGAACCCCCGAACCCUCUUUUCUCUCCGGUGGCUGAUCGGAAAACUCCUUGCGGCGGGUUUUCUUGCAAUCGAACCACAACCUGUUAAAAAGUGAAAGGAAACUACCACCAUGAGUUGCUUUGGGUGUUGCAUUCAUGAAGAUGACAUGCAAAGGAUUCCUGACAAUAAUGGAAAGUACAUGACUCAUAGCUCAGCAGGCCCUACGGGUCAACAUGCUACUGAAAGUGCACAAAGAGAAACACAGCCUGUAAACCUCCUCCCUAUCACUGUCCCUGCCAUCUCAAUUGAUGAGCUGAAAAAAGUCACAGACAAUUUUGGUACAAGGGUUUUGAUUGGUGAGGGGUCAUAUGGAAGAGUAUAUUAUGGUAUUCUUGAAAGUGGACGAGCUGCAGCCAUAAAAAAGCUGGAUUCCAGUAAGCAGCCUGAUCGGGAGUUUUUAGGACAGGUUUCGAUGGUGUCAAGACUUAAACAUGACAAUGUGGUUGAGCUACUGGGCUAUUGUGUGGACAGUGGUGCUCGUAUAUUAGCCUACGAGUUUGCUCCAAAUGGAUCUCUUCAUGAUAUUCUUCAUGGGCGGAAAGGUGUGAAAGAUGCACAGCCUGGUCCUGUGCUGACGUGGGCCCAAAGAGUAAAAAUUGCAGUUGGGGCUGCUAGGGGACUUGAAUACUUGCAUGAAAAGGCCCAACCUCAUACUAUUCACCGUGAUAUUAAAUCUAGCAAUGUUUUGCUCUUUGAUGACCAUGUUGCUAAGAUUGCCGACUUUGAUUUAUCAAAUCAAGCCCCUGAUAUGGCAGCACGCCUUCAUUCCACUCGUGUUCUUGGGACUUUUGGUUAUCAUGCACCCGAAUAUGCAAUGACUGGUCAAUUGACUUCCAAGAGUGAUGUUUAUAGUUUUGGGGUCGUUCUUCUUGAACUUCUAACUGGACGCAAACCUGUUGAUCAUACUUUGCCUCGUGGACAACAAAGUCUUGUAACAUGGGCAACACCAAGGUUGAGUGAAGACAAAGUGAAACAGUGUGUUGAUGGUAGACUGAAUCAAGAAGAGUACCCUCCAAAGGCUGUAGCGAAGAUGGCAGCAGUUGCUGCCUUGUGUGUGCAAUAUGAAGCUGACUUCCGACCAAACAUGAGCAUUGUGGUAAAAGCUCUUCAACCUCUAUUGAAUCCCCGAACGGGGCCUCCGGUUGAGCGACAGAACUUGUGAAUUCUCUUUCUUUACCCCCCCCCCCCCCAUGCCUUAAAGGUCCAGGUUAUUGUCGUGUACUGUUCUAAAAACAUAUGAAUCGAAGGAUGAUUCAAAUGCUGUGUCAUUCAUGUGGGUUUUGGUUUCUUUUCGCCAUUUUUAUGCAUAUAAUCGUUAUGUAGAUGAAAUGACCAUAAUUGUAUUGUAUUUUUUAUCAAACAAAACAAUAAUAUUUCAACUGAGCAUUAACCCUUUACUUUCAGUAUAGAAGUAUUUUUUACUCCGUGCAAUGGAGCC